AUGCAGGGAGCGUUGACGCUAAACGGCAGGCUAGGCCCUUGCCUGCCUGCCCAGCGUCCCCGAUUGUCCACAGCUGUUCCAUACGCUUUUAAGGCAGCGGCUGUACCGGUGGCCCAGUCCCCAGUCCUCUUGACUGAGUGCGCAUCGACUGUCGCCGAGGUGCCGCAAGAACUCUUCUCGCUGGGAGAGGGUCUGGAGACCCCCAUCCAACUCAUCUACCUCGUCACGCUGCUCGGCUUUCUGGCAGUGGGUGCCUAUCUUGUGGUCCGCCAAGUGCUUAUCCGGCGGGAGCUAGAUGAGGGUGCCAAGGGCCUGGGCGAGCGGAUCCGAACAGGGGAAGCAACAUGCGAGGACUAUUACGAGCUGGGUGUCAUCCUGACCCGCAAGAAGCUGUUCACCCAGGCCACCAAGAACCUGGAGAAGGCCAAGAAGGUGUGGGACGGAGAGGAGUCGGAGCUGGCGCAGGUGCACAACGCACUGGGGUUCUGCUACUUCAAUAUGGACAAGACUGAAAUGGCUAUUCAGGAGUACCGGAGGGCGGUGGAGUUGCAGCCGGGUUACGUGACCGCCUGGAAUAACCUAGGGGAUGCCCUGGAGAAGAAGGGCAAGUGGAGGGACGCUCUGGUGGCGUACCAGGAGGCGCUCACGUACGCCCCGGACAACCGCAUCGCCCGCCAGCGCUCCGACUACUGCAAGGAGAAGGUCACCCGCCUGGCGCUGUGA
This is a messenger RNA of Volvox carteri f. nagariensis, 723 nucleotides long. RefSeq lists its product as uncharacterized. Gene Ontology annotation, molecular function: protein N-acetylglucosaminyltransferase activity; protein binding. Bases 1 to 723 code for a protein of 240 amino acids. NCBI's taxonomy places the organism in Eukaryota, Viridiplantae, Chlorophyta, Chlorophyceae, Chlamydomonadales, Volvocaceae. Gene Ontology annotation, biological process: protein O-linked glycosylation. The record is from RefSeq and is a predicted model, not a curated record. The transcript has 6 exons.